AUGGCUACCUCAACCGGCGAAACCCACGUCGCCGAUGCCAUAAUCACCAGUGAAACCACCAAUGAUUCCGUCCAAGUACAGAACAAGUCCGAUCCUGAGAAGAAUGUCUAUGAGGUAGAUGCUCAAGCGCUGGAGAACGAGGAGUACCCGCCGCCCACGGAGGAAGAGGUCAACAGCCUUCGCAAGGUCCCGGCCUAUCUCCCCAUCAUCGCAUACUCCCUUUGUCUGGUAGAAUUCGCCGAACGAGCAUCGUACUAUGGCGCACAGACGGUCUUCUCCAACUUCAUUGAGUUCCCUCUUCCUAAAGGAGGAAACGGUGCGGGUGCACCUCCGCGAGGGACGCAAGAGACGGCUGGUGCUCUGGGAAUGGGACUCCAGGCUAGUGACGGAUUGGUCUUGCUAUUCCAGUUCCUUGCCUAUGUCAUUCCGAUCUUCGGUGGAUGGUGGGCCGACGUAUACGUCGGUCGGUACUGGGCCAUUUGUGUCGGUGUUGCCAUCUGUGGUAUUGCCCACAUCAUUCAGAUCAUCGGCGCAAUUCCUUCAGUAUUGCAAGCUGGCACGGCGCAUGCAGCACCCCCGUUCAUCAUCGGGCUUCUGAUGUUGGCCCUUGGAGCCGGUAUCUUUAAACCCAAUAUCGCACCCACAGUCCUGGACCAAUACCGCCAUCAAAAGCAAUACACAAAGGUUUUAAAGACUGGGGAGAAGGUCAUUGUGGAUCCCGAGAUGACGGCAACUCGAACGAUGCUCAUCUUCUACGGAGUGAUCAACGUGGGAGCAUUCUACAUGCUGGCUACCACAUACGCGGAGAAAUAUGUGGGUUACUGGCUGGCCUUCUUGCUGGCCGGAAUCAUCUAUUUUAUUUUGCCCGUGGUGCUGGCGGCCGCCUACAAGAAGACGUACCGGACGCCGCCCAGUGGGAAUUCGGAUCUCGCCAAGGCAAUUAAGAUCACCGUAACUGCUUUGCGUCAAAACAAGUGGCAGGUCUGGCGCAAGAACUUCUUCGAUGCGGCGAAACCAAGUGUCCUGGCAGCCAAGGGAAUCCAGGUCGACUGGACCGACAAGCUGGUGGAUGAUGUGCGCCGAACGCUCGUAGCAACGGAGAUCUUCUUCUAUUUUCCCAUCUACAACCUCAAUGACGGCGGUAUCGGGUCUGUCUCGACAAACCAGGGUGCAUCUAUGACGACGAACGGUGCCCCCAACGACCUAUUGAGCAACUUCAAUGCCUUGACCAUCAUUGUCGCCGUGCCGAUUGUCGAUUACUUUAUCUAUCCACUGCUUUAUCGGUACAAUAUUCCGUUUAAGCGAAUCACUCGAAUCACAUUCGGCUUCAUCCUGGCCGCACUCUCCGGUCUGUGCGGUGCGCUUGUCCAGUGGCGUGUAUACAAAACCUCGCCCUGCGGCUACUAUGCCUCUUCCUGUUCCGAAGUUAGCCCCAUCAGCAUCUGGUGGCAGCUGCCGAACACCAUCUUGGGAGCCCUCUCGGAAAUCUUCUGCAACGUGACGGCGUAUGAACUGGCAUAUGCCCGGUCGCCUGCGAGUAUGAGGGGUCUAGUCAUGGCAAUCUUCCUCUUCAUGACUGCUUUGUCCAGUGCCCUGGGAGAAAUCCUUCUGCCAGUCACUGAGGAUCCCGACUUGAUCUGGAUUUGGGGUGCCCCUGCUGUUGCCCUCGCUCUGCAGACCAUAUUCUUCUGGUACCGAUUCAGGUACCUGAACAACGAUGAAUUCAUGACCGAUGAAGCCAACUAUGCAAACAGUGCAGAGGAGACCCCUAUUCAGACCACUGAAGUGGAAAAGACGGUGGAAAAUUAG
Aspergillus tubingensis is the source of this 1809-nucleotide messenger RNA. RefSeq names its product putative MFS peptide transporter. The record is from RefSeq and is a predicted model, not a curated record. Bases 1 to 1809 code for a protein of 602 amino acids. The transcript is spliced from 4 exons. Lineage: Eukaryota; Fungi; Ascomycota; Eurotiomycetes; Eurotiales; Aspergillaceae. Gene Ontology annotation, cellular component: membrane. Gene Ontology annotation, biological process: transmembrane transport. Gene Ontology annotation, molecular function: dipeptide transmembrane transporter activity.